Molecule: messenger RNA, 2630 nt
Organism: Telopea speciosissima
Lineage: Eukaryota; Viridiplantae; Streptophyta; Magnoliopsida; Proteales; Proteaceae
Product: linoleate 13S-lipoxygenase 2-1, chloroplastic-like
Exons: 9
Coding region: 24-2519 (831 amino acids)
Biological process (GO): lipid oxidation
Molecular function (GO): oxidoreductase activity, acting on single donors with incorporation of molecular oxygen, incorporation of two atoms of oxygen; metal ion binding; protein binding
Source: RefSeq, a predicted model, not a curated record
UCUCCGGUGGUGGCAUUAGAGCAAUGGCUAAUAAUGCAGCAGAAGCAGAGAAUUCUAUCACCAUUACUGCCGUUGUCACAACUAAGGUUCCAUUAAGCCUCAGUAAUGUUGAGGAUAUUCUUGGGAGAACCUUUCAUUUGGAGCUCGCAAGCGCUCAACUUGAUCCAAAGACGGGAAUGGAGAAAGAUACCAUAAAAGGAUACGCACGUUGUGUUAGCCAAAAAGAGGGAAAUGCAAACUAUGAGGGCAAGUUGGUGGUUCCUGCAAAUUUUGGCGAAGUGGGUGCAGUGCUUGUGGAGAAUGAACACCCCACGGAGCUCUUCAUCAAGACCAUUGUCCUCAAUGGAUCUCUCACUGGUACUCUCAACAUCACCUGCAACUCUUGGGUCCAUUCUAAGUCAGAGAACCCACAAAAGAGGGUCUUCUUCACCAACAAGUCCUACUUGCCAUCACAAACACCAAGUGGCCUGAGGGGGCUGAGAGAGAAGGAGCUUGAGAACCUUCGUGGCGAUGGAAAGGGAGAACGAAAGGCGUUCGAGAGGAUCUAUGAUUACGACAAGUAUAAUGACCUUGGAGACCCAGACAGCAGUGAUGAACUAGCAAGACCAGUCCUAGGUGGUGAGGAACACCCUUAUCCAAGGCGUUGUAGAACAGGCCGUGAUCCUUGCGACAAAGAUCCAUUGUCGGAGAAAAGAAGCCUCAGCAUAUACGUACCAAGGGACGAGGAAUUCUCUGAUGUCAAGACACUAACAUUCUAUUGUGAGACAAUAAGUGCUGCAUUGGAUGCUUUGCUCCCUCAGAUCAGAGCUACUCUCACAGACAGCAAUCUUGGAUUUCCUUCCUUCCUCGCCAUUGAUUCCCUCUUCAUUCAAGGGAUGGAGUUACCCCAAGUUGAAAAUCAAGGGUUAUUGAAGAAACUAUCUUCUGGGCUUGCCAAGGCUAUAAAACAUGGAGAUACGAUCCUGCGCUUUAAGAUCCCUAAACUGUAUGAAAGAGACCACUUUUCUUGGUUAAGAGAGGAGGAAUUUGCUCGUCAAACACUUGCUGGUGUCAACCCCUAUAGCAUUCAGCUAGUCACAGAAUGGCCAUUGAAGAGUGAGCUCGAUCCUAAGAUCUAUGGCCCACUGGAGUCGGCAAUUACGACUGCAAUUGUUGAGCAAGGAAUUGGACAUCAAAUGACCAUCAAUGAGGCCAUAAAUGGAAAGAAACUGUUCAUGUUAGAUUAUCAUGAUUUGCUAUUACCUUGUGUGAAGAAAGUAAGAGAUAUAGAAGGCACGACACUAUAUGGGUCUCGCACACUAUUCUUUCUCAACCCUGAUGGCACACUAAAACCCCUUGCUAUCGAGCUCACUCGACCACCCAUAGAUGACAAGCCACAGUGGAAACAAGUGUUUUUACCUAGUACUGAUACCAUUGAUAGUUGGUUAUGGAGACUAGCCAAAUCUCAUGUGUGUGCUCAUGAAUCAGGUUAUCAUGAGCUUGUCAGCCACUGGCUGAGGACUCAUUGUUGUACAGAGCCAUACAUAAUUGCAGCUAAUCGGCAACUAAGUGCAAUGCAUCCAAUCUACAGAUUUUUGCAUCCUCAUUUUCGAUACACAAUGAAGAUCAAUUCUCUUGCUCGGUUGGCCCUCAUCAAUGGAAAUGGGAUAAUUGAGAGUUCCUUCUCACUACGCAAGUAUUCAAUGGAGCUUAGUUCUGUUGCUUAUGACAAAUUCUGGCGUUUUGACAUGGAGGGUCUACCAGCAGACCUCAUUAACAGGGGAAUGGCAGUCAAGGACCAAACAGCUGAGCAUGGUGUGAAGCUGACCAUCAAGGACUACCCCUUUGCAGAUGAUGGCCUCCUCAUUUGGACAGCCACAAAGCAAUGGGUGAGUGACUAUGUCAACCACUAUUACCCGGAUGCUAGCCUAGUUGAAUCUGAUCAAGAGCUGCAAGCAUGGUGGACUGAGGUCAGAACCCAAGGCCAUGGAGACAAGAAGGAUGAACCAUGGUGGCCAGUCCUCGAAACACAAGAAAAUCUUAUUGAAAUCUUGACAACCAUUAUCUGGGUUGCCUCAUGCCACCAUUCUGCUGUAAACUUUGGUCAGUAUGCAUAUGGUGGUUACUUUCCAAACCGACCCACAAUUGCUAGAACCAACAUGCCCACUGAAGACCCUUCAGAACAAGACCUCAAGAAAUUCAUGGAGAAACCCACAUUAGCACUCUUGCAGUCCUUCCCUUCACAGAUUCAAGCAACAACUGUGAUGACUGUUUUGGAUGUGUUGUCAACACACUCGAUUGAUGAAGAGUAUCUUGGAGGAAAGAUAGAGGCAACAUGGGCCGAUAAUCCAGUUACCAAGGAUGCAUUUGAGAAGUUCAAUGAAAGAUUGAAGGAGAUUGAAGCAAUUAUUGAUGCCAGAAACACAGAUUUGAAGCUGAAGAAUAGAACUGGAGCUGGCAUUGUACCAUAUCAGCUCCUGAAACCAUUCUCUGACUCUGGAUUGACGGGGAUGGGAAUUCCUAACAGUAUCUCUAUUUAGAAGUGAAACAUGAUCGUUUUCAAAUAAUUAUUGUUGUGUUAUGGACACAUCUUAUUACCUUAUCUAAAUAAUGAAAUUCAAUGGCUGCAAUAGUUAGUGAUGAUUGUUAAA